Messenger RNA from Pterocles gutturalis (yellow-throated sandgrouse), 1625 nucleotides. It is a transcript of the gene VWA1, whose product is annotated as von Willebrand factor A domain containing 1. Gene Ontology annotation, molecular function: protein binding. The record is from RefSeq and is a predicted model, not a curated record. Lineage: Eukaryota; Metazoa; Chordata; Aves; Pterocliformes; Pteroclidae. Bases 132 to 1625 code for a protein of 497 amino acids. The transcript has 6 exons.
CAGCGGAAAAGUGGCACCCUGGGAUCGGGUGGAUCCUGGCAGCGGAAUAUGACUGAUCUGAAGCCUUUCAUCUGCCUUCCCAGAGCCGAGCUGCUGGAUUUAAGGUAGUUUGCCCAGGAGCAGGCUUUGCUAUGUUGGCCAAGGCAGUGAUUUCUCUCGGUCUGUGGCUGCGGUUUGCUGCGGGACAGGACGCACCUGAGCGAGGUCCCCAGCCGUCUGUUUCCAAUUCAGAAGGGGACCUCCUCUUCUUGCUGGACAGCUCGGGCAGCGUCUCCUUCUAUGAGUUUUCCAGGGUCAAGGAAUUCAUGUGGGACCUCGUGCAACCUUUCACGUUUGGCCCCAGAGAUGUCCAGACCAGCAUCAUCCACAUCAGCACGACGCCCACCAUGGAGUUCCCUUUCAACCGCUACCUGUCUCGUGGGACUCUGCAACAAGCCAUCAAGGACACUCGGCAGCUGAUGGGUGACACUAACACGGGCAAAGCGCUCUCCUACGCCAAGGAGAAGCUCUUCAGCGAUGAAGCUGGUGCCCGGCCAGAUGUGCCCAAGGUACUGGUUUGGGUGACGGAUGGUUUCUCCACUGAUGACAUCUCGGAACCCAUGCAGCUCCUGAAGGACAUGGGAGUGACAGUCUUCAUCGUCAGCACCGGCCGGGGAAAUUACCUGGAACUCUCUGCGGCUGCCAGCCAGCCCCCGGAGAAGCACCUGCACUUUGUGGACGUCGAUGACCUCCCCAUCAUCACCAAAGAGCUUCGAGAUGCUAUCCUAGACGUUAUCCAAGCAAACCGGCUCCACGCAGUAGAUAUCACCUCCACCAGCUUCCGUCUGACAUGGCCCGAGCUCCUCUCCCAAGAAACCGGCUACUACACCCUGGAGUACGCCCCGAGCGACGAUCUGGGAAGGAAGAGGACGCAGCAAGUGUCGGGGGCUCACACCAGCCUCACGCUGAGCAGCCUCGCACCAGAAACCACCUACGAGGUGGCCCUCAUUCCCGAAUCCAACGUCCACUACUUCGCUCCCCAGACAACACGGGUCACCACGCUGGCAGAGGAAAUAAGCCCAGCUCAGGUUCUCAUCUCGGAAUCGGGGCCACACAGCUUCCAGGUGAGCUGGGCUCCUACCCCAGACAGCGUGGCCAGCUACCAGCUCCUGUACGGACCGCUGCCCGGGAACGCGGUGAAGCUGCUGGAGGUGGAUGGCAAACGCAACAGCACCGUGGUGGAGAAUCUGGCACCCAACACAACCUACCUGGUGACGGUGACAGCGAUCUACAAAUCGGGGAUGGAGAAAUCCCUGUCGGCUAAGGCGUGCACUCAGGAAGAGGGCUCCAAAGUGAGGCACCUUCGCUUUGAAGACAUGGGCUCCAACACCCUGAAAGCCUCCUGGGACUCAGCCGACGGCAAAGUCCUGGGUUACAGAGUCAGAUGCCGGCGGCAAAGCGGCCCUUCCUCUGUCCUCAGCGUCUCGCCGCAGAUCCACAGCGUGCUCCUCACGGACCUGGCCGCCGGCACCACCAACAAAGUGUGCGUGAAGCCUGUGUACAAGAACCAGGCGGGCAAAGGGCUGUGCCGCCUGGUGCGCAUGCAGCCAGCUACAGAAGCCCCAGGAUAUAAGCAGAGAGCGUGA